GUGUGGAGGGCGUGACCUGCCACGGUUUGUUCUUAGGCCCCUGCCUGGGAAGAUGGCCUACUAUGGAAAAUGCCUCGAAGCUGUGAUUGAGCAACUCGACAAAUUUACACCCAAGAGGGACAACCCUGAGCAAUUCCUGGAGGCCGCGGCCACCUCCCUGCAGGCUCUGAGCCCCCGGAAGCAGGGCUUUGUUUUGGAGGUUCUGUCUGGGUGCCUCGAGUACCGGAAGCUGCUGACUGUCGUGGUGGAUGCCUUCUACGCGCAGGAUGGCCGACUCUGCCUGAGGGUCGACCGCAGCCGCUUCAAGGUGAUCUGCUACCUAGCCACAUUCCUGCUGGAGGAACUCGGCUUCCAGCUGUUCUGUGACAUCAUCAAGUCCCAGCCCGUGGACAAGAUGUGCAAGUUCCUCAGGUUCUUCUUCAACCCCCUGCACCUAUGCUCAUGGAUCAAGGACGAGUGGAGCCUCAUCUACGAGCCAGCCCACGUGAAGGAGAACUGGAUCGACCCCCUGAUAAGAUGGCAACCAGAGGUCCAGGAGCUCAUCAGUCACCUGGAGGGCGCGUCUGUCAGUCAAUCCUCUCCUUUAAAGACCAAGGCCAAGGUCACAGAGCCCAAGGAAUUCAACCUGACUGCCCCCAAGCCUCGCACCAUUCCAGCGCCCGAGCCAGUCCCGGUUGUGGCCAAGCCGAGACCAGUCCCCCAGAGCACCUACCGUACGCCCAAGGAGCAGCAGCAGCUGGAGACGGUCAAGAGGUACAACCGCCGAAAGGCCGAGGAGCUGCUGCUGAGGGCAAACGUUGAGGAACUGCGCUGCGCCAUGCCCAGGUCCUGCAGGGAGCCCACACAGGGCUCCAAGCAGCAGCUGCAGCUUCAGUUCCCACCCCGAAUCCGAAAGACUCCAAAGCUGACCUUCUAUAGGCCCGACAGCGUCCUGGUCAAGCUGAACACCACGGCUAUCCUGCGGGAAGGGGCCUUGUACCAGCGCCAGGUGGAGCAAGAGCUGCAGAGGGUUGAUAAGCUUGUGGACGGGGCUGGGGACUUCUCUGAGUUCCUCGAGUGGCAGAAGAAGAUGCAGGCGAAGGACCGGGAGGAGCAGCUGGCCGCGGGCGAGUGCCGGCGGCUGCAGGGGAAGCUCAGCCACGAGGAGGCCGUCCUGGCCCGGCAGAGCCUCGUGCAGGAGAACAAGCAGAAGGCGGAGCAGCAGAAGGAGCAGAUGGCCAAGUUGAUGCUGCAACAUGCCAAGAGACGGCUCCAGGAGGACAGGUCCAGGAAGGAGCUGGUGGAGCAGGUCAUAGAGGGGCAGAAGAACGUCAAGGCAGCUCAGGCGAAGCUUGUGAAGGGCCGGCGGCAGACAGUUCAGGAGGUGAUUGAAGCAAGCCGGGGGUUGCUGCAGCGCAGGGCACAGGAGGCCCAGGAGGAGCAGCGGCGCCGCUGUGAACUCAUCUCCCAGCUGCGUGCACUGGAGACGCAGCCCACGCGCAAGGGCAAGCUUGUGGACCUGACCCAGAUCCCCAGCUACGGCCUGGAAGGAGAGAUGUCCAUAGUGGAGCUGCGAGAACGGCUGGCCCUGCUCAAAGAGAAUCGGCGGCACGAGGAGGAAGAAAAGCGGGAUCAGAUCAUUCAGAGCAAGCGCACCAAGAGCCAGGAACUGCAGGACACGCUGGAGCAGAUCUCACUGUGCCGAGCAGCCAUGGGGAGAUCCGCAGCCUUGAGGUGGGAGGAGAAGAAGGCGGCCCCGGCGGCGCCCACGCAGGACGAGCGCGUGCAGCAGCUGCGGCGCAGGAUCUCGGAGAGGGCGGCGGAGCGCUCCAAGCAGGCGGCCUUGCUGCACGUGUCGGCGCCGCGGGCCGCGCGCCCCAAGCCUCGGGCGCAGCUGGAGGCCCAGCACUGGCUGGAGCAGGAGCGGAGCCGCGAGCGCAGGCUGAGGGCGCUGCAGCGGGGAGGCUCGGGACCCGGGCCAGCGCGCCGCCUGGAGGCUGCCUGAGCCGGGCGGAGCGCGCCCCAGCAGCUGCGGGCCACGCCCCAAUAAAGCGUGCGGCCCGCGGUGCGCGCCUCCUCUUCCUCGGCCUGGAACCCCUCAGACCCGGACCCCCUGCCCCCGCACCCUGACCGCACCCCGCUCCCUCCCUCGUCCCCGUCUGCCCAGAGAAGAGUUGCCAGAUAAAAGGCAGGACGCCCAGUUGCUGCACGGGGGCAAACUUAUGCUAAACAAGUAUCCGCCCCUUAUCGGGAAUUCCACUUAACUGGGCGUCCUGCGUUUUUAUAAGCGAAAUCCCAGGUCCUAGCACUUCCCUACAGCCCAGCGCAAGGCAUUCCUGGUGCCCACCUCUUUGAAGCUCCCAGACCCCUUCCGAUGUGGAAAUCUGGAACCCCCACCCUUUGCCGGCAGCCAGGUGGCUUCACCUGGGGAAUCCUCAAGACUAGGUGGCCACUGUGAGUGUGCGUCUGGCCGGGUAAGUGGCCAGUAUUCUGGAACGCAGCGUUGCCCUGGCCCUUCACGGGCCCCCACCAUCCUCACUACGAACUGGCCUGCUCUGUUCUGCUGAGGAGGAGGAGGCCACCAGUGCUCAAAGAGGGAUGUGACCUGCCUAGAGGGCCAGAACUCAGAGCUUCACCUGGCUGACUUUAGAGCAUCCCCUCCUCCCCUUUCUCCAGCAUGAGAAGCAGGCAGAUCCAACAAGAUCAGGGCCACUGGAGGCAGCAGUUCACCCAGGGCAGGGACCAAGAUGGCUGGGUUCUGCAGUGUCCAGGGCGUCAGCUCGAGAAGGCUCCACCUUGAGGACAGGCUUGCUGAGUGAAUACCUGCUGGUGAAAGCCUCCAG
This is a messenger RNA of Sapajus apella (tufted capuchin), 2822 nucleotides long. It is a transcript of the gene CFAP99, whose product is annotated as cilia and flagella associated protein 99. The transcript is spliced from 15 exons. The record is from RefSeq and is a predicted model, not a curated record. Bases 53 to 1984 code for a protein of 643 amino acids. NCBI's taxonomy places the organism in Eukaryota, Metazoa, Chordata, Mammalia, Primates, Cebidae.